AUGAACCUUCUAUUCCCUCAGGUUGCCCACACCCCCUCCGGCAAGGACCUAGUUCACCCCGAAGAACCUGAACUUUGGACCACCGCACUCAAGGAUCUUAUCAAAGAAAAGCUCAACAACCGGUCCAGUGCUUCCUCAAUCAAGAGUUCUACCAAGACAAUGACCGACAAUGCCUCCAUACAUUCUGUCGUGUCCACCGCAACGACUCUCAAGGGAACUGCGGACGGCAACAAGAAAAAGUGGUACUCUCUGAGCUCCAAAUCCAAGGCCUUGGUCUCGGAACCCAAGUGCAUCAAAGAUUCUGAUCGAGAGGCUGCCCGCAAGGCCGUGCACAAUGAAGCCGUUGCCAGCUACUUCAGCAUGCGCUAA
Messenger RNA from Penicillium pulvis, 369 nucleotides. RefSeq lists its product as uncharacterized. The transcript has a single exon. The record is from RefSeq and is a predicted model, not a curated record. Lineage: Eukaryota; Fungi; Ascomycota; Eurotiomycetes; Eurotiales; Aspergillaceae. The coding region runs from base 1 to 369 and encodes 122 amino acids.